Molecule: messenger RNA, 1064 nt
Organism: Chanos chanos (milkfish)
Lineage: Eukaryota; Metazoa; Chordata; Actinopteri; Gonorynchiformes; Chanidae
Gene: ssr2
Product: signal sequence receptor, beta
Exons: 6
Coding region: 88-642 (184 amino acids)
Cellular component (GO): membrane; endoplasmic reticulum
Source: RefSeq, a predicted model, not a curated record
GACACGUCAUGCCAGGGGACCGUUGAAAUGGUCUGCGCAUGCUUAUAAGCGUUCUCACGAAUUUUGACACGAACUAAGGAGCAGAAGAUGCGGGCGCUGUGUGUGUUUGCUUUGAUUGCGGUGCUGAGUGCGGUGACAGGAGAGGAAGGGGCUCGUCUUCUGGCCUCAAAGUCCCUGCUCAACCGCUAUGCUGUUGAAGGUCGCGACCUCACGCUGCAGUACAACAUCUACAAUGUUGGCACCAGCGCCGCCCUGGAGGUGGAACUCUCAGAUGACUCCUUCCCCCCUGAGGACUUUGGGAUUGUUUCUGGAAUGCUUAACGUCAAAUGGGACCGCAUUGCCCCGGCCAGUAAUGUAUCUCACACAGUUGUUCUUCGACCCCUGAAGGCAGGGUAUUUCAACUUCACCUCGGCCACUGUCAGUUACCUGGCACAGGAGGGAGGACAGGUGGUGGUUGGCUACACCAGCGCGCCCGGACAGGGUGGCAUUUUGGCUCAGAGAGAGUUUGACAGACGCUUCUCCCCACACUAUCUGGACUGGGCUGCGUUUGGAGUGAUGACCUUACCCUCCAUCGGCAUUCCCCUGCUGCUCUGGUACUCCAGCAAGAGGAAAUACGACUCCCCAAAGAGCAAGAAGAACUGAGCCACACCUGAUUGGCUGGAGGGGGACGGCCGAGGGGUCGGGGGUCAAGCGAUGAUGGGAGGUUUAGGAGUUAUUAAGGAAAAGGGGUAUCGAACAAUUGCAUUGAGUAACUUAAUUACCCAUAUUGGGGGUAAAAACUAUAAUUUUUUUUUUUUUUUUUAGGGUACAGAGGGUGGGUGUGGGGGUGUUGAGUGAGUGAGGAGUGAUGAGUAAAAUACUGGAGAAUGGCGUCUUAAUGUCUGGCUGAAACUGAGCUGACAGUUCAGCCAGGCAAGCUGGGAUUCCCUUCUGACCUCUGCUUCAGUGUGCAGUUUGUGUCUGAUCUGUUAUGCUGGUGUCUAACCGUAGGAUUUUUUUCUCGACCACUCAAAGGGUGCUGACAGUCAGGCAUUUGGAAAUAAACAGUUGAUUUUACAGAAACC